GUAAGGUAGCCAAACGAAAAUCCUCAAAAGUACCUCCUGGGCUUUUAUACGGAAUCCGUUUUCCCCUUCUCCUUCAACUCUUUCUCUCAAAAUCAUCCAUUUUUAUUUCUUUUCGUCUCUCCUUCAAUCUGAGACCUUCACCGACCGUGCACCAGUCUCUUGGUGCUCCGCCAGAGGUGGCUCUGGUGCUACUUUACCCGUAUUGUACUCCCCUACCCAGGCACUCUCCAGUUGGCAGUACCUAGGUAGGUAAGGGUACUAACUGUAACUGACCUUCCUGCGGAAAGGUAGCUCUAGUCCCGCGCCGCCCCUCGCUCUCCCCUCCACAGCCCCUGGACUUGACCCUCCCCUGAAACUUGUCCGCCAUCUCGACUCCCACCUCAGUCUUGAUUCUUUUCACCUCUUCAAGAGUUGUUCACCAACUUGUCGAUACGAUACAGGGCGAAACGAGGCGAUCGAGACGCCGCAAUCAGACAAGAUGGAUCCCAACAACAACAACAAUCGCCUCUAUCUCAAUUUUGGCAACGGCAGCGACCGUUUGACCGCCUCGGACAGGGCAGCAUAUCCCACUACGCCUUCGACCUUCCCGCAGCCCGUUUUCCCUUCAGCUUCAGGUCAACAGCCUGGUGGAUUGCAACCCCAAGGUCAACAGCAGCAGCAGCAAUAUGCUGGUGGUUAUGCGCCCCAGGGUUACUUUAAUCAGAACCAAUAUGCCCAGUAUGGCGGCCAGCAACAGCAGCAGUCCAAUGACUAUGCUCAGGGUGCUGGGUAUCAACCACGAUCCAAUACCCCGGGCACCAACGACCCCAACACAGGUCUCGCUCACCAGUUCUCUCACCAGAACCUCGGAGGUGCUGCUCGAGGGCAAGGUUAUGCUCGAGGUCCCUCUCCGGGUCAGCGUCCAAGGACCGCUGGUAGUACAGGACAGCAGCCUGGCUACAACAGCUACAUGAACGCCCCUCCUAUGCCUACACAGGCCUCUGCCCCCGCAGAAGAAUUCCAACGUGCACCCGAGCGAAACCCUGAUCGAUAUGGUACAAAUGCCAAUAGCAACCAAAAGAAGUGUUCUCAGCUCGCCGCCGACUUUUUUAAGGAUAGUGUCAAGCGUGCCCGCGAGCGCAACCAAAGACAAAGUGAAUUGGAGCAGAAGCUUCAGGACCCCUCACAGGGCGCCGCUAGACGUGAGCAGCUCUGGUCCACUGCUGGCAGAAAAGAAGGCCAGUAUCUGCGUUUCCUUCGUACCAAGGACAAGCCCGAAAACUAUAAUACUGUAAAGAUUAUCGGAAAGGGUGCCUUUGGAGAGGUCAAGCUUGUGCAGAAGAAGGGUGAUGGCAAGGUCUAUGCUAUGAAGUCUCUGAUAAAGACGGAAAUGUUCAAGAAGGACCAGCUUGCACACGUUCGAUCAGAGCGAGACAUUCUCGCAGAGUCCGACAGUCCAUGGGUCGUCAAGCUCUACACCACCUUCCAGGACUCAUACUUCCUCUACAUGCUAAUGGAGUUCUUGCCUGGUGGAGAUCUAAUGACAAUGCUUAUCAAGUAUGAAAUUUUCUCGGAGGAUAUCACUCGCUUUUAUAUUGCGGAGAUUGUUCUCGCUAUUGAGGCUGUCCACAAGUUGGGCUUCAUCCACCGUGAUAUCAAGCCUGACAACAUUCUCCUCGAUCGCGGAGGACAUGUCAAACUCACAGAUUUUGGCCUGUCAACGGGCUUCCACAGGCUUCAUGAUAAUAAUUAUUAUCAGCAGCUGUUGCAAGGCCGAUCAAACAGGCCUCGCGACCGUAACUCGGUUGCGCUUGACCAAAUCAACCUGACAGUCAGCAAUCGAUCCCAGAUCAACGACUGGAGACGAUCUCGAAGACUUAUGGCGUACUCGACCGUCGGAACUCCUGACUACAUUGCUCCUGAGAUUUUCACUGGCCACGGCUACACCUUCGACUGUGAUUGGUGGUCACUCGGCACGAUCAUGUUCGAGUGUCUGGUCGGCUGGCCUCCUUUCUGCGCCGAAGACAGCCAUGACACCUACCGCAAGAUUGUCAACUGGAGACAAACUCUGUACUUUCCAGAUGAUAUCACACUGGGUACCGAUGCGGAGCAUCUUAUCCGAAGCAUGGUCUGUAACACAGAGAACCGUCUCGGCCGUGGUGGUGCCCACGAAAUCAAGGGUCAUGCUUUCUUCCGCGGUGUUGAGUUUGAUAGCCUGCGCCGUAUCCGCGCACCCUUCGAGCCUCGCUUGACCUCCAACAUCGACACGACUUAUUUCCCUACUGAUGAAAUUGAUCAGACCGAUAACGCCACUGUCCUCAAGGCACAGGCUAUCCAGCAAGGCCACAAGGUUGAGGAGUCUCCAGAGAUGAGCUUGCCAUUCAUCGGCUACACAUUCAAGCGAUUUGAUAACAACUUCCGAUAAAUGGGUUGAGGUGGCAUGGCUUGCGGCAUGGUCUCUCCACGAAGCGAACCCAGUUCUGUGAACGGGCGCUGUCGAUGGAAAAAGGGGCGGCAACCCGGAUGAGUACAACGAGUCCUUCAAGCAGUUAUUCAUGACAUGAUAGACGAAGCGAAUACUGUGCGAGGCUUGCCCUUUUGUUGAGCCUUUUGGCUGUUUCGAUGCAUGUUUUUGAUGAUACUAUGGUAGCAGGUCUGGUUCAGAUGGAGGGGCAUACAAAGUCGGUCAGGACGUUUGCUGUCUGCAAUUUGCAUCGCAUUAUACAGGACAUGUAACAAAACACGAGGUUUCCAGACACUGCUAUACAAGUCAAUAAUAAUAUACUGAAGCAAAACAUAUGGAGAUGUACCGUGAUAGGGCAUGUAUCUGAGCUGUGUUGUUUGAGACAUGCCAUUUGAAAUACAGUCUA
This is a messenger RNA of Fusarium odoratissimum NRRL 54006, 2849 nucleotides long. RefSeq names its product AGC/NDR/NDR protein kinase. Gene Ontology annotation, biological process: peptidyl-serine phosphorylation; intracellular signal transduction. Lineage: Eukaryota; Fungi; Ascomycota; Sordariomycetes; Hypocreales; Nectriaceae. The transcript has 4 exons. The coding region runs from base 479 to 2404 and encodes 641 amino acids. Gene Ontology annotation, molecular function: protein serine/threonine kinase activity; ATP binding. The record is from RefSeq and is a predicted model, not a curated record.